GGUCAGGUGGUAGCAUCAUGUCCUCUGGUAGAGGAGCACCAUGCAACCUAAAUGGUGAGGGUUUGCAGAGCUGAGAGAUGCAGAAGGAUCUGAGUGUGCUAGUGCAUGAAUUGCAUAAGCAUGUCCCAUGGAAGUUGUUUCCUCGGACCCCGAACACCAAUGGAAGUUGACUUGAUGGUAAAGCAGUUGAAAGAUUUAGACAAAGAAAUCUUCAGAAAGAUACUUAAAGCUGUCGUCAAUUCACUCGAAGGAAAAGAUUCCAGAGAGUCUGUGAGGAGUAUUGUCGAGACAGAGAGUCUAUCUGAGGAGCAGCUAAGUUAUGUCCUAGCCGGCAUGUACACAUUGCUCGGAGAAGCUCUGAGGUUACCACAGACUUCCCUCAAGCAAGAGGUUUUUAAGGGAGAUCUAAGAGACCUCAG
Messenger RNA from Rhincodon typus (whale shark), 419 nucleotides. RefSeq names its product COMM domain-containing protein 5-like. The annotation marks the transcript as partial. NCBI's taxonomy places the organism in Eukaryota, Metazoa, Chordata, Chondrichthyes, Orectolobiformes, Rhincodontidae. The transcript is spliced from 4 exons. Gene Ontology annotation, cellular component: nucleus. The record is from RefSeq and is a predicted model, not a curated record.